Molecule: messenger RNA, 315 nt
Organism: Lecanosticta acicola
Lineage: Eukaryota; Fungi; Ascomycota; Dothideomycetes; Mycosphaerellales; Mycosphaerellaceae
Source: the annotation of a GenBank genome assembly
AUGAACUCUGGGAACCUUGACUCCGGCACAGAGAUCCUCGAGAAGGUUUGCCAACAUCGAGAGAUCCUGAAGCCCAUCGCCCAGCCGAGUAAUGAUACUUCGGCGACUGGCAUCCGAGAGUUCAGCUCUUACACGAUCAGCAGUCCCAACAUCGAGGCCUUGGAAGCACAGUUGGUCUGCGACGCUCUGGAUCUGGGCUUCCAGGACCUGAGAGCUCUCAUUGUCCUCUGCGGUGAUCUUCUUGGCCAGUUGUCCGACGGCGACUUUGCAGUACUCGUGAUCGAGUGGGUAGCGUUCGAAGACGAACGCCGCUGA